AUGGCGAAAACCAAGCAGACGGCGCGCCGCAGUACUGGCGGCAAGGCGCCCCGUAAACAUAUUGCGUCGAAGGCGGCGAGAGUAUCCGUUGAAGAUCACAACGCUCGUGAGAGGAUAAUGUGGCUAUUGUCGCAAAGAACGGACGUAAUGAAGGUGUCGAAGAAUGAAAAAGCUUCGCCUCGUUUUCCGUACCAUGUUUGGGUCGGACCGAAUCUGACAAGGUAUGACUUGGAUUUGACGGAAAUGCCCCGCCUUUUCGGUCGACAUGUGGUCAUCCACGUAAGUGGGAGAGGAAAGCACGGGGUCUCGGUGAUGAGUUUUCCCGAGUCGGGCUGA
This is a messenger RNA of Chondrus crispus (carragheen), 336 nucleotides long. RefSeq lists its product as hypothetical. Bases 1 to 336 code for a protein of 111 amino acids. The transcript has a single exon. Gene Ontology annotation, molecular function: structural constituent of chromatin; DNA binding. Gene Ontology annotation, cellular component: nucleosome. Lineage: Eukaryota; Rhodophyta; Florideophyceae; Gigartinales; Gigartinaceae. The record is from RefSeq and is a predicted model, not a curated record.